AUGUUUCGCAAAUUCAAGGAGUUCUCAACAGACAUAAAAACGUCCAUUCGGCGCGAGGAAAAGGACGGAAAGCAUCAGGACGAGACAGUGGUUCACCUUACAAUGGUCAAGUUCUUCAGAGAACGAGACAUGCAGACCCCAGAGUGGCUAGAAUCAAAACAAGAUAGGAUACAUGCUCAAAAUAGAUUGUCUUUGGAUAAGUUCCAAUCGGGAAUCAAGGAAGCCAACCACGCAUUGGUGGAACAAGUCGAACAUAUCCCAAGAAUAACGUCGCGUUUUAGUCCACAAAAGUCCGCAGAACCAACUCCUACCCAAACGAGCAAUACGAACGGCAUUCCUCAGGCCCCAUUGCCAAGACGCACAGUGACAGCACCCAACGCGGCUACAAAGGCCGCACAUAAUAUCACGUCCAGAUUCUCGCCCGCACCGAGAAGUCAGUCCACAAGCGCCCAUGGUGCACCCAGACCGACUAAUAGCAGGUUCAACGUGAGGAAGGUGUAA
Molecule: messenger RNA, 501 nt
Organism: Ogataea philodendri
Lineage: Eukaryota; Fungi; Ascomycota; Pichiomycetes; Pichiales; Pichiaceae
Exons: 1
Coding region: 1-501 (166 amino acids)
Source: RefSeq, a predicted model, not a curated record